Molecule: messenger RNA, 822 nt
Organism: Pieris brassicae (large cabbage white)
Lineage: Eukaryota; Metazoa; Arthropoda; Insecta; Lepidoptera; Pieridae
Product: U-scoloptoxin(19)-Sm1a-like
Exons: 3
Coding region: 98-442 (114 amino acids)
Source: RefSeq, a predicted model, not a curated record
CUAACUACGAUUGUUCCAUACAAGGAAAUCACUGUAAAGCCGAUCCCCACAAGACAUUGCAUCACUCUUGGUUUCGUUCGACGCAAGCGCAGACGCAAUGAAGACUGUAUUUAUUAUUUGUUUAUUUGUUUAUAUCGUCUGCGGAAAUGAGGAGGACUUUAGGAUCAUCGAUUCUAUUAUUCAAGAGAAGCCAUGCGCAUCUCUAGGUGGUAUCUGUACAGUUGCUGCUGACUGUCCAAAAGGCCAUUUGGCUGAAAAACCAGAUCUUUGCCCCGCACAGCGGAAACAAGGGGUAGAAUGCUGCCAUGGACUAUCCCUCAAAGAAUUAAGGUGUGAGAAACACGGAGGCAUCUGUAUGAAACAAAGUGACUACUGCAAUCCUCAACUCGUUUUCGAGGCUGUAGACUGCCCGUCAGAUCGGAAGUGCUGCAUUCUAGUGUAACAAAAAAAAGAAUUGAGAGUCGAAAAACAAAAUAUGUAUUACAUAUUGUAUAUUAUGUUAGGAAGUUGUGAAAAACCAUCUAAAGUAUUUUGCCAUACAGAAAAUCGAUAUAUAUAUAUAUAUGCACACAGAAAUAUUAAACGAGAAUAUGUCGGAGACAUGGCAUUAUUGUCAGCUGUCAUUGUUUUUAUAUGUGUCAGAGACCAUAGAUUAACAACAACAAAUCCUAAUCAGUUUAAAACUGAGGUUUAUACUAUUUGCCAAUAUUAAAAGAUCCACAAAUCAACAAUAAUAUAGAAUACUUUUUUAAUUUAUUUUAGCUAGCAAUGGCAUUGCUCCGACGUAUAUAUACAUAAUGUAACAUAAAUCUUGCCAAUGAA